Lutra lutra (Eurasian river otter) is the source of this 927-nucleotide messenger RNA. Its product is annotated as olfactory receptor 4N5. Bases 1 to 927 code for a protein of 308 amino acids. Gene Ontology annotation, biological process: G protein-coupled receptor signaling pathway. Gene Ontology annotation, cellular component: membrane. Gene Ontology annotation, molecular function: G protein-coupled receptor activity; olfactory receptor activity. Lineage: Eukaryota; Metazoa; Chordata; Mammalia; Carnivora; Mustelidae. The transcript has a single exon. The record is from RefSeq and is a predicted model, not a curated record.
AUGGAGAGGGAGAAUAACACAGUGGUGACAGAAUUCAUCCUCCUCGGUCUGACCCAGUCUCAACAGGCUCAACUCCUAGUCUUUGUGUUAGUCUUAGUUUUCUACCUCAUCAUCCUCCCCGGAAAUUUCCUCAUCAUCCUCACCAUCAGAUCAGACCCUGGCCUUACAGCCCCACUCUACUUCUUUCUGGGCAAUUUGGCUUUCCUUGAUGCAUCCUAUUCCUUCAUUGUAGCUCCGAGGAUGCUGGUGGACUUCCUCUCUGAGAAGAAAAUAAUCUCCUACAGAGGCUGCAUCACUCAGCUCUUUUUCUUGCACUUUCUGGGAGCGGGGGAGAUGUUCCUUCUUGUUGUGAUGGCCUUUGACCGCUACAUUGCCAUCUGUCAUCCUUUGCACUAUUCCACGGUCAUGAACCCUAGAGUCUGCUAUGCCUUGUUGUUGGCUCUGUGGCUUGGGGGCUUCACUCAUUCCAUUGUACAAGUAGCCCUUAUUCUCCACUUGCCCUUCUGUGGUCCAAACAAACUGGAUAACUUCUUCUGUGAUGUGCCACAAGUCAUCAAGCUGGCCUGCACAGACACUUUUGUGGUGGAGCUCCUGAUGGUCUCCAACAGUGGCCUACUCACGCUUCUGUGCUUCCUGGGACUUCUGACGUCCUAUGCAGUCAUCCUCUGCCGUGUGCAGGGACAUUCCUCUGAGGGCAAGAAUAAGGCUCUUUCCACAUGUACCACACACAUUAUCAUUGUGUUUCUGAUGUUUGGACCUGCCAUCUUCAUCUAUACUCGCCCAUUCAGAGCCUUCCCAGCUGACAAAGUGGUUUCUCUCUUUCACACGGUCAUCUUUCCUUUGAUGAACCCUGUGAUUUAUACCCUUCGCAACCAGGAAGUGAAAGCUUCCAUGAAGAAGUUACUGAAUCGUCACAUGGCUUGCUGA